Molecule: messenger RNA, 1394 nt
Organism: Candoia aspera
Lineage: Eukaryota; Metazoa; Chordata; Lepidosauria; Squamata; Candoiidae
Gene: SCAMP5
Product: secretory carrier membrane protein 5
Exons: 7
Coding region: 200-907 (235 amino acids)
Biological process (GO): protein transport
Cellular component (GO): recycling endosome membrane; trans-Golgi network membrane
Source: RefSeq, a predicted model, not a curated record
CACCCGCCCGCCGGCGCGGGGAAGGACGGCCUGCGGAGCCUCGCGAGAGCUGAGGCGCUGCAGCAGCGGGAGGCGCCGGCCGGCGGGCGGGCGCUGCGGGCCGGGAUCCAGGGGCAGGAGCGGCGAUCGGGGCUUUCGUGGGGACGUGAGAUCAAUUCUUCUGUCCAGCUACCCAAUAAACAAAAGACAGGGAAACACCAUGGGAGAAAGAGUGAACAAUUUCCCCCCUCUCCCCCGAUUCAUCCCUCUGAAGCCAUGUUUUUACCAGGAUUUUGAGGAGGAAAUUCCACCCCUUCACAGAACCACGGUCAAACGUCUUUACUACCUCUGGAUGUUGAAUAGCAUCGCCUUGGCGGUCAAUCUGAUCGGUUGCCUCGCGUGGAUGAUCGGAGGUGGUGGAGCGGUUAACUUUGGACUGGCAAUUCUUUGGCUUAUUCUCUUUACGCCCUGCUCCUAUGUCUGCUGGUUUAGACCCAUUUACAAAGCAUUCAAGACAGACAGCUCCUUCAGUUUCAUGGCGUUCUUCUUCACCUUCAUGGCACAGCUUGUGAUCAGCAUCAUUCAAGCAGUCGGCAUCCCCGGCUGGGGAGUCUGUGGCUGGAUUGCAGCAAUCUCUUUCUUUGGGACCAAUGUGGGCUCAGCUGUCGUGAUGCUAAUUCCCACCAUUCUCUUCACAGCCAUGUCUGUGCUCUCCUUCAUUGCUCUCAGUAUGGUGCACAAAUUUUAUCGAGGAAGCGGCGGGAGUUUCAGCAAAGCCCAGGAGGAGUGGACCACCGGCGCCUGGAAAAACCCGCAUGUACAACAGGCAGCUCAAAAUGUGGCCGUCGGCGCUGCUCACAAUGCCAUGAUGCCGCACGAAACGCAGUAUUCAGCCACCCCUAACUAUAACUACCCCAAUGACAUGUGAGGCGUGAGGACCCCCGUCAGGUGUGAACCCCAGGAGGUGUUGGCUUUAGGUGGGCGAAAGAAUGAAAGAAGGCGUGUGGGUGCGGGCGCGGGUGUGUUCUGCAGGCAUCCGAGGAUGAAUUCCGCCAUCCAGUUGGGGGGGGGGAGGAGAAAAGGUGGUGGGAGGGUGACUCCUAUGAGAAAAUCUCUGAUUUUGAUUCUUCUUCCCGCCCAUGGGGCUGUUCCUGGGUCCCCGUCCUCGGACCCUGUGGCGACUCCUCUCUCCUCCUCCUCCGAAGGAGCGUGUUGCCCUGCAGGACAGUUGUGUUGUCCUGUGGUGCCUGUAUGUGUGUGUGCUAAUUUCUCCUUUUUUUGUGAAACUGUGUAUGGUGGUGUUUUUUGACAUUUCUCGUGGUGAUCAUGAUCUUUCUAGCCGCAUCGGAGCAUCCAAGGGCCAACGGGGAAGCGGCCUUCGCCUCUCCGAGAGGGAAGCCUUGGGCAUUUCACUG